AUGUGGUCCGACUUGUCCGGUUUGGUGUUAUUUUUUUCGCUGGUAGGGUGUGCGGUUGCCGUCCCACCUGUAAGCAGGUCCAGGAGCGACAUUGAGUCAUUCAGGUCCUUCCUGGAGAAAAGCAGGACAGAGGAUGGCAUCCGCCUAGAAUCCCGUAUGCUAGCGAACCCCAAGGCUUCGGUCUGGGAGAACAGUGGCAAGUUCGAAGGCGACAUCUUGUUGAAUGAUGAGCAGGCUGAGCUCAUGCUGCAGCAGUAUGCUCAGGGCAGGAACGCAUACAUCUGGCCCAACACCAAAUGGCCUUCCAACACCAUUGUUUACGAGUUCAACAAUGAGUUCACCACCGCCCAAGUCAACGCCAUCUAUGCCGCCAUGAGGGAGAUAUCCGCGAGGACCUGCGUCAGGUUCCGUCGCAGAGAAGCCAGAGACUUCAACUUUGUCAGAAUCACUGGUCGUGCUGAUGGUUGCUACGCUAACGUGGGCUACUGGUCCUCCAUGGGCGUCCACACCCUGAACUUGGCUCGUGACACCCCUGGCCGCGGCUGCUUCACCCACACUGUGAUCAUCCAUGAAUGGCUCCAUGUAGUCGGCUUCAUGCACAUGCAGUCCACUCAUAAUAGAGACAGUUACGUCCGCAUCUUGUGGCAGAACAUCUGGCCUGGUAUGGAACACAACUUCGAGAAGUACGGAACUAAUAUAGUCAACAACAUGGGACUCCCAUAUGAAUACGCCAGCAACAUGCACUAUGGCAGAUACGGAUUCAGUAUCAACGGUCAAGCUACCAUGUUACCUAUCUUCAAUGACAACGGUUUAAUGGGACAGCAACAGUUCGUCACUGGAUGGGACUGGCUCAGGGCCAACAGACAUUACAACUGCCCCGGAGCCUGGAAUGACGUCAUCAACCACGAAGACCUUUCCAAGAGUGCCUACGAAUUUGAACCUAAAUAUGAUGAAAUACAAGACUUGCCCUUGGAUGAGGUUGUAGAAGAAAUCGCUCCACAAGAGGAAGUUGUCGAAGAGGUGGAACAUGAUCUUGCAUUGUUUUAA
Spodoptera littoralis (African cotton leafworm) is the source of this 1047-nucleotide messenger RNA. The record is from the annotation of a GenBank genome assembly. NCBI's taxonomy places the organism in Eukaryota, Metazoa, Arthropoda, Insecta, Lepidoptera, Noctuidae.